GUCACUACGAGCCUGGAUCCUGGGGUGUGUGUCACCAUCGGGAGCCCUCCAGCCGAGCCCCAGUCCCAAGCGGGUCCCCAGGAAGCUUCAGGCCACGCCCUCAGAGUGUUCAGCGUUUGUCUCUGAACCUUUAGGUUCCGCCCCUGGGCACGCUCACCGAGCUCUAGACCACACCCCAAAGUAUCAAAACCACGCCCCGGAGCCCUGACCACGCCCACCAAAAAGGAAUCCAAAGCGGCCAUGGGGACACCCAGCGCUUCGGAGGAGGGCUCCUCGUCGCCUCAGGUUCCGGAAUGCACCGCCGAGCUUCAGCCUCAGGGGACCAUGCAGCCUCAGGGGCACCCCGAGGAGUCCCAAGAGCACGAGGAGCCCGAGAUCCCAGCAGAGCUUCCGAGCUGCCAAGGAACUGAGCGGCAGGCGGAGGAAGAGGAAGAAGUGGGAGAAGGUAGCAGCACCGAGAGCUGCCGCGAAGAGCCCGAGGCUACGCCUGCCGUGCAGAUUUCAGCCACUCCUUCCCCAUGUCUCCCUCCCGGGGAAGGGAUGCGAGGGGCGGCGCGGCGGCUGCGAGGACAGCAGCUGGAGGCACUGACCCGUGUGGCUCUGAUGGAGCAGCGUGUGAAGGAGUUACAGCGCCAGAAGAAGGAACUGAGGAUCGAAAUGGAAGUAGAGGUGGCCCUGCUCCGGGGUGAACUGGCCGGUGAACGGGUGGCUGCUCGGCGGGAGGAAGAGCAACUGAGGGAGCUGCUGGGCCAGCAGGUGGAGUCCCACCAGAGCAGCCAGGAGCUGCGGGAACAGGAGCAGAGGCAGCUGAGCCAGGAGCGUGAUCACGUGGAGAGUCUUCGCCAGAGGCUUAGGGAGGCCCAAGGACAGCUUGAUGUGCAGCCGGAGGACCAGAGAGAGCGGCUCUUGCAGGGGGUGCAGGAGAUCAGAGAGCAGCUAGAUGCUGCCCAACGCUCAUAUGAGGACCUGGAGUUCCAGCAGCUGGAGCGUGAGAGCCGCGUGGAUGAGGAGCGGGACAGCCCUGAGGUGCGAGCUCCAGACACCAAGGUCCGGGCACUUCAGACCAGCGUGGCCCAGCACAGGCGCCGCAUCCAGGUCUUGGAGGAACAGCUCAAGUCACUGGGGGAGCAAAUGACUGCUGAGAGCUGGGGGCUGAGCAGGAAGAAGGAGGAGGCUGUUCAGGCCCUCACACAGGAACGGAACCGGCUGUUUGAGCUCAAUUGUCUUCAGGGAACAUGUAGUGGGGACUUCUCUGAGCCCGAUAAAGCGCUCACCAAGCUGCUGUUCACACAGAAGACAGACCGUCAGCUGCUGGUUCUGCAGGACCCCACCGCGCAUGCCACCGCUGCCUCCGCUUCCACCUCUUCCUGCCUCUUCUCUGUCCGCAGCUCCAUGCAGGGGUCUAUUGGUCUCCAGAGGACAGGAAGCCUGCCCCGGAGGAGGGGAGACAGGGCCAGCCAGAGGGGAUCCCCCCGACCUUUGUCCCUCCAUUGUACAGGACCCUUGGAGGCCUCGGCUCUUGCACAAGCAGUGGGGACUCCUGGGAGACACCCUCUAUAUCAGUUGCUCAACUGUGGCCCUGGGAAUAGACAUUCGGCACUUCACCCAGACAUCGCCCACAUGGAGCGGCUCCUGCAGAAGGCUGUGGCAGAGAGGGAACGGCUGCUCAAGGCCAGGGAAGACAUGAAAAGAAGCCCAGAAGGUUCCACAGGCCCUUCAGUUCCUGCCAUCGUGGCCCCGCCCCCACCCCCGCCCCCACCACGCCCUCCUGGUCCCCGGGUCCUGGACCUCCCACAGCACCUGGAACGCUGGGGCCACAACCCGGAAAGCUGUCCCCACUUGCGGGUGUCCGGAGGCUGUUGUCGCGGGCCCCUGGUGAAGAUGGGUGGCCGCAUCAAAACCUGGAGGAAACGCUGGUUCUGCUUUGAUCGGCAGGCUCGCCGGCUGGCUUACUAUGCUGACAAGGAGGAGACCAAGCUCAAAGGUGUCAUCUACUUCCAGGCCAUCGAAGAAGUCUAUUAUGACCACUUGCGCUGUGCCUUCAAGAGCCCCAGUCCCCGCCUGACCUUCUGCGUCAAGACCUACGAACGCCUUUUCUAUAUGGUGGCCCCCAGCCCGGAAGCCAUGCGUAUUUGGAUGGAUGUCAUUGUCACAGCAGCGGACGAAAACCACGCCCCUUGAGCGGCCCCGCCCUCUGAGAAAGGACGUCCCGGCGAGCCCCGCCCCUACGCGCACGUUCCGGCCUCCUGGGCCCGCCUACUUCAGGAAGCUUUCGGCUCCGCCCCUUUGAAAUUCUCCUGGGAAGUUUGCAGCCGUCCCAACUCAGCUGGCCUGAGUCGCAGAGAUCUAGGCUGCAGGUGGCUUCCAGCGGUGGCAUCGCCAGGCCCUGGAGGCCCUGCUUGGGGCAGGAGGAAGAUUACAGGGGGCGGAAGGAACUAUUUAUUGGUGCU
Messenger RNA from Chionomys nivalis (European snow vole), 2450 nucleotides. RefSeq names its product pleckstrin homology like domain family B member 3 (gene Phldb3). The transcript is spliced from 16 exons. The record is from RefSeq and is a predicted model, not a curated record. The coding region runs from base 241 to 2181 and encodes 646 amino acids. Lineage: Eukaryota; Metazoa; Chordata; Mammalia; Rodentia; Cricetidae.